UGGAUUCUCUUGAGAAAAGCUUUCCUAUUUGAUCCUUUGCAAUCCCUGACCCUCACCCCUACAACCUACCCUACUAUUACCCAAAACCUUGAUUUCCCAUGUUGCUCUGGCUAUGCCGUCAUUGACGGCUAUGUUGUGAAGAUCGAUUCCUCUAAAGAUGAGAAUCAUAGAGUGUAUGCUGCCAACCCGUUUCAAAUUCGAAUUGCAAAACCAGUUCGUAUGUUUCUCGAAACCCAAAGCCUGAAAAACAUCUACGAGUAUCACAAAGAGCCCAGCGACUUGUUCAGUUGUACAUCGAGAACCCUGUUUGAUGUGCUCCCUACCAUCGCGGUCUCGUUUUACUGGAAUGGAAGUGUUUUCAAGUUUCACCCAAAGGUUGCUGUACCAAGAGAUCCAAUCACCAACGCAAAGCUUCCUCUUUACUAUUUGGACGUGAUCACUCUUAACUACGGUAAUGCAGGCCGAAAGUUUCUAGUCUAUGUGCCUGCCCAUUUAGAGAAAAAGCGUCCCCAACUUCAUUUCAAGACCAUACCUCUGCGGGACCUUCACCGUAUCCAAACCAGGAACUGGCUUCGGAGAAGCUCAAUACCAUCUUGAAGACCGUUUUCAUGGCUGAUAGCUUUACAUUUGACAAACGUUCCGACUCUAAAGUACUUGAAACUCUCCACAUAGGGAAGAGUGUCGCCAGAUAUUCAAAAAUGCUUACCAAUUGACUACGACGGAGAACCAUUCACGAUACUUGCGUCCUGCCAGCUACUAUGGCCGCAAAGCAGUUUCUCUGGUGAAGAGAUACAAAGCCGCCACGGUAGAUGGCUAUGCUUCCAGGUUUGCGAACUCUUACUUUCUGCUUCUUCAUGCUCACGAAUUGUCUUUCUUUCUAUACCCGAACAAAAAGUACCUAUUAGAGAGACUCCAGCCGUUGCACUUGGAUGUGCCGUUUAGCUUGGAAAAACUAAAAGUUCUUUCCGCAUUUUGUCGUGAUAUGCUCAACGACCGUGAUGGUUUGGCUGCACUGCUUGAAACUUUGGUCAAGCUCACAGCAUUCAAUUUCUCCGAGUCGGUCUAUAACGAGGAAAGGCUAUUCAAGCCGGAGCUGAGUGGCGCUCACCUGCUUCGCUCUUCAAUCGAUGCUUUUAAGUUUUUUCUCAUCAACACGGCCCUGUGCUAUGACGACGGUGGUGAAACUCUUCCCUUUGAUAGGAAACUUGAGCAAAGAUCUGCCUUGCACUCCUCCAACAUAUGGCUUUAUGUGAACGAUGUCUAUAAUAAAGUCGUCCAAGAGGGAUUGAUAGUAUCGAAAUAUCGAGUCACCUUGAAAAGACCCCAUGGAGUUGCCAUUGGCGCUAAGUUUUUGGACCGCCAGAAGAUCCAGAAUUUCUAUGCAACCAUGAGAAUGCGAUUUGAUGAUUUCUUGGGCGAGCUACGUGAAUACUUUUGGCUACCCUCUGUUGAAGAUCUAGCCGUUGAUUUGUUACACUGCAGUGGCAUCUCUCUGAUGGAGAGUCGUUUUGAACCUAAAGGGUCUUUGCUUGACCUUUUCCCUGCCGAGUACCUCCAGAGUUUGCUACCUGUACUCAACCGAUAUGACGCUCUGUCUGAGGAGGUAUUGGACGAAGUCUUGAGUAUUAUUGACAAGAUGAUUGAGCCGUUGAUUUGGAUGGUCUAUUUUGGGUGUGGCUAUGCAUAUCGAUUCACCGAACUUGUGGCAAUUACAUAUGCCGGACGCAACCGCAAUAUUUUCAUCGACGAGGAAACCAAAUGUCUCAUAUUGUUUACCACCUACAACAAAAACGAGUCCUUCCAACCCCUUACCAAGCGUCUGGAUGCAACCACAUCAAAAUACUUGUUGUACUACAUUGUGAUUCUCCGCCAGAUACAAUUGAACAUACUGGGUCCCGAGUACAGUAUGGAUAGCAAGAGCGACUGGCCGGAUUUCCAAGGCACGGCAACCGAGCUAUCGGAUUACGUGCUUCAACGAUACGUGUUUAUCAUCACAGGUCAGGGGAGGUUUUACCGACAGGAGAAGUACAGCAGCGCUCUGGUCAAGGGAAUGGGGCUCAACACUCAGGAAUUAAGGCAAGGCAUGGUUGCAAUAAUGCGAAACUAUGUCAAAUGUGACAGUACCGCUUCAGAGGUGUUCCAUUCUAUGACCCAGGAGCUGAUGUUUGGACAUUCGAUUCGCACUGGACUUGAGAAUUACGGGCUGGAUAAUUUUUCGUUUGGAUCAAUCACCGCUAGCACGGCAACGCAUUUUCAAAGUGUCGCUUCCACUUCAUGGCACCAGUGGAUAGGGUUUGAGCCCGAGUUUCGGUCCCCGCCAAUGAUCAACGAGUUUCCCACAGAAGGUACCAUGAAGGAGCUUGAAGGUUAUGUGGAAACACUGAAAGCAACGUUGGAGAAUAUCCGCAACUGUCCUGCAACCAAAGAGCUUCAUAAACUUCAAGCCGCGGCGCCAGAUGUUGGACUUUCAAGAUACAUGGCUAAGAGAAAGGGCGCCAGAGUAGGGACUGCCGCGACCGUUUCUAUUCAUGACCUAAGUUAUUUAGGCGGCUGGACAGCGGGAGAAGGUUGGGGAGUGCGCGUUAGCAAGUACUGA
This is a messenger RNA of Lachancea sp. 'fantastica', 2596 nucleotides long. Lineage: Eukaryota; Fungi; Ascomycota; Saccharomycetes; Saccharomycetales; Saccharomycetaceae. The record is from the annotation of a GenBank genome assembly.